AUGCCGGAGAAUAAUACAGCUUCUCCCGUCGAGCCCCUCAACACGGAGAUCCGAAUUUUCUAUAUUCAAAUCAUCAGCUUGGACGCUGAAAACCAAAUCCUGAGCACACUAUUUCAAACCAAAAUGUAUUGGACCGAUGAUCGGCUGGCUUGGGACUCAGAAGAAUACGGUGGUAUCGACCAGCUAUACCUCAACGAGGAUUUAUUCUGGUUGCCGGAUGUUAACAUUGGCAAUGUGAAAGGCCUCGUCCUGGUGCAUCCGGAUCAAAUUCGUACGUUGCGGCUGAGGAGCGAUGGCAAAGUGAUGAUGCCUACAGUCUAUUUUGCGGAAACGACUUGCACGAUUAAGGACGCGUCUAGUCAAAUUCUCAGUACAUGUCUAGAGAUCAAAAUGAUUUGGAAGGACCCACGGCUCGCGUGGGAUCCGGACGACUACGGUGGCAUUGAGCAGAUGUACCUCAACGAGCAGCUAUUCUGGUUGCCGGAUACGAAUGUUGGCAAUGUAUUGGCCCUGUCGAUCAUCCAUCCGGAAGGUAUCCGGACGGUAUGCGUGAAAAGCAGUGGCCAUGUGACUUGGCCGGCUCAGUAUUAUGCGGAAAAUAAUUGUAGAGUAAAGGUCGGAACCUUUCCGUUCGACACUCAACUUGGUAUCGGGCUGACCAGCCUCGUCUCGAUGACCGUCCUCUUGGAUAUGCUUUCCGAUGCAAUACCGAAAACUGUUGAUUUUCCGAUAUUAGGAAUCUACGUCGUCCUCUGCGUGGGCUCCACUUUCCGGCAACUUUUUCAAGGCAUCGCCCGUUGCAAUACCACAGGCCACGAUGAUGAAGCCGCUUCUCUACCUGAUGUUGGCGGUCACAACCAGCGCCUUUACUGUCCCAACGAGCUGUUU
Molecule: messenger RNA, 888 nt
Organism: Mesorhabditis spiculigera
Lineage: Eukaryota; Metazoa; Nematoda; Chromadorea; Rhabditida; Rhabditidae
Source: the annotation of a GenBank genome assembly